This is a messenger RNA of Gadus macrocephalus (Pacific cod), 5173 nucleotides long. RefSeq names its product transmembrane protein 260 (gene tmem260). NCBI's taxonomy places the organism in Eukaryota, Metazoa, Chordata, Actinopteri, Gadiformes, Gadidae. Bases 1679 to 3754 code for a protein of 691 amino acids. The record is from RefSeq and is a predicted model, not a curated record. The transcript has 16 exons.
UAGAGAGCAGCCUUCUGGGAGGAGGCAAGGUGCUGACACCACUCUACCUCUCCAAGGGCUCAAUUUACUGAGGGAUCACACUCCUUUAUGCUAGGCCGGGAUUAUUAUCAGUUCAAUGGGGGCACUUUCUUCAUUACUGCCACCCUUCAACCCCUGACUACGGACACCUGUGAGACAUUAAGUGGAGCCUGUAUCUCGUGUCCCUUGGACCCCUGGGUUGCCCCUCUAGAGCAUGCCUGUAUGAGCAGGUAUAUUCACAAUUAGGCUCACAAUAUUACAAUGACAGCGGUUCAAUUGCAUUUCAUCUGUUUCAGUGAUUUAUUAGAGAUUAGUACAAUUUGUAUACAUUACUGAAGUGAUAUUGACUUAUAAGUCCUCCAUCAAUAAUGAUUCAAAGACGUCAAUCAAUUUUUCGGAAGAAAUCUAAUUCAUAAAGAAUUAUUUACCUUUGUUUAUUUAAAAAAUAAGCUAAGGUGACUGCAGCAUGUUUCUGUUUGGCUGUAAUGGAAUAAGGCGGGCAUCUAUGUUUGAAUUUUGGUUUACCUGGUUUGUCAACACUACCCCCUCUGCACCGCAAACACUGGUUAAAUGCAUUGUGCAUCCCUCGGCUAUAAUUCUUACAUAGUCGAGUGAAUCCAGUGAAAAUACACGUUAGACUUCAUCCACUCACUGUGAUAUGGCUUUGCUUGAGCUGUGAAGCAAGUCAAACGCAUUAAGGACCAACUACCCGUAACCCACAUAACCAAGUACAAUGGAGUGAAGUUAAGUGAAAUACCAGGGAUGGACACUAGGCGGAGAAGAGCCGACGCACAGGCAUAUGCAUGUAUUCCACCACUUCUCACUCUAGAUAACACAUUAUCCGGAGAUGGUUUUGGUCUCUUUUAGCUUAUUUAUUUGGAAUGAACAACAACAACAGCAGCAAAAAAACCUCAAAACAUAAACAUUGGAAUAAGAAAUCUCACUGAUAGUUUCAGUUUCAGUUUCAGAUUGGUCUAGGCUAGGCGAACCAAUCCAGUUUGUGUUGUUUAUGGUUAUUAGAAUGCGUUAUAGAUUAAUUCCCUUUCCUCUUGUUUUUCCAGUAUUCUCCUAUUAAGACAUUAAGGCAAUACAAAUGAUGCAUGCAAGAGGUAAAUAUAAUAAAAUAUGUGCGUUAUGAUGACAUUCCCGGUUAAUCCGUUCUGUAUUCGCAAUCGAAACAGACGUGCAUGUUACUUCUUUCGUUGACUUUAUUGUGGUUUCGGUACAUCCUAUCGCCUUACAUUUUAUUUCUUCAGUAAUAUCCAUUUAAAUAUACGUCAACUUUCUAAAAUUAUAUAUAUUAGAAACGAAUAAAGCGUAAAGGAUUAAAGAAAAUUGUCAAGACAAUAUCAGGAUGCUAAAAUUAGAGCGCUCUGUAAAUGUCUCUGCAUUGACCUGAGCGCCGCUACACAAUGUAUCGCGAGACUUCGUGUUUAACCAAUCCGGGUUCUCUAUUAUGUCAUACACUUCCUGGAAGCCAAUGCGUUUCACUUAAACACAAAACCGCGAAAAAUAUAAACUAACUAGAGUUUGACCAUACGUUAUGGGAAUAGAUUCGAGUUAGUCACCAGAAAACGGCUAUUUUAAAGAUUCCCAUUCACUGCCACCCGCUUGCCUUUCAUCGGAGGUGACGGGAAUUAGCUAGCCAUUUUGAGCUAAAAUGUCAGUGGUUGUGGAGGACCGAGGGACCUGGACGCUGACGGCCGUAACCGUCGCUUGUGUCGCCGCACUCUAUGUUCCUACUGUGCAGAGAACAGUACCUGGAGGGGACUCAGGAGAGCUGAUCACCGCUGCCUGUGAACUGGGGGUGGCCCACCCUCCGGGCUACCCCACCUUCACCCUACUGGCCCGCCUGGCCAUGGGGCUGUUGCCCUCCCUCUCCCCGGCCCACAGUGUCAGCCUGAUGUGCGGGCUCCUGGGGGCCCUGGCCAGCGGGGCACUCUGUUUCACCGUCUGCAGGCUGUCCGGUCCGGGUCCCGGGGCACUGCUGGCCGGUGGGGCGUUCGCCGUGACGAGGCUCACCUGGCAGUGGUCCACCGUGGCGGAGGUCUUCAGCCUCAACAACCUGUUUGUAGGCCUGCUCUUCUCCCUGAUUGCCUGCUUCUACAAUCCGGGCGUUAGGAAUCGGUCCUUAGAUGCCUCGAAACGUAGGAAGAUUGCCCACCUGGGGGCGCUGUGCUGUGGCCUGGGGCUCUGUAACCAGCACACCAUGGUGCUGUUUGUGGUGCCCACCGCCCUCUGGGUCCUAGUGCAGCUGCACUCCGACGGGGGGCUGUCUCUCCGCCUCCUGGUGACCCUGGGAGUGUGUUUCAUCACCGGGCUCGUGCCCUACGUCUACCUGCCCAUCUCCUCGAGCCUCAACACGGCCCGCUGGAGCUGGGGAGACCAGACCGACCUCUCAGGCUUCCUCACCCACCUGCUGAGGAGAGAAUACGGCACCUUCAGCCUGGCUAAGACGGAGAGCUCUGUAACCGUGGCUACGAUGCUGAAGGCCCAGGUGGACCACUGGUAUGCUGACUAUCCCUUUCUCUUCUGCCUGGUCUUCUACCCUGCUUUUUACAAUGGGUAUGGCAAGGUGUCCGGGCUGUUUACCACUAUGCUAUGCGUCUACAUGCUGUUCUUCGCUUGGAGGGCCAAUCUGGACAUCAGCAAACCCCUGCUGCUGGGUGUGGUGGAGCGUUUCUGGCUACAGAGUGACGCUAUCGCCGUUGUGCUGGCGGGCCUGGUUCUGGGUGGCCCCAAGGGUGGGUUGAUGAAGAGACUAGGCUACCGGGGGCUGUGGAGGACCUCAGGAUGGGUGGUCACCGUGGGGGUGCUGGCACACAUGGCCCACUCUAACUACAGGACUUGCGAUCAGAGCCGCAACGAUGUGGUGGAGAACUUCGGGAGGCAGAUCCUGGCCUCCAUGCCCCGGAAGGCCAUCGUCCUGACCCGGGGAGACCUGCCGGGGAACACCCUGCGGUACCUGCACUACUGCCAGGGCGUGCGGGCCGACGUCACCCUGGUGGACCAGGAGAUGAUGACGUACCCCUGGUACGUGGCCAAGCUGAGGAGCCACCACCCUGGGGUCCACUUCCCUGGUCGCUGGUGGGACCCGGUGCGCUCGGAGGAGAAAGGAACCUUCAGCCUGGAGCACUUCCUCUCCAACAACACACAUAGGCCUGUGCUUGCAUGCAUCGGCCUGACUGAUGGGGACCCCAGCUGGGAGCGGAGCUUCACCCGUUGGCCCCUGGGCGUGUGCGACCACCUUGUCCCAGCCCACACACACUUCCACCCUGAGGACUGGGCUCACCGCACCCGCAACCUCUACCAGUGGAGCCAGCCCCACAACAGUUUCCAUCCCGGUUCCUGGGAGCAUGUUGCUAACGAAGAGAUGUGGCAGGCCAGGAUGAAGACGGCUUUCUUCCUCUACGACCUCGCAGAGGGCAUGGAGGGCGACGGGAAGGCACGCCUCUAUCAGCUGUCCUACACCCUCUACAAGGAGAUUGUGGAGGCCUACCCAGUGUACCCCCCCAACUGGGACAGGAACAUGGCCCUGGCCUGCGAGAGGCUGCUCCGCUCGGGCCCCCAGGGGCCCGGUGUGGCCGAGCGCCUGCUGUCCUGCGGCAUCAAGCACUUCUCCCUGUACCUGACCAAGGAGCGGCAGGAGCCCCAGGCCCCGGCCAUACGCUCGGCCAUCGCUCAGCUGCUCCAGGAGCGGGAGCGGCUCCGGCAGAACCUGGUGCAGGGCCCCUGAACCGGCCCCCCGUCGGGCCCCUCUAACGUAGCCCGCCCCCGGGGUGGAAGCGGAGAGAGGGGGCUCCUGGGAGCCAGCUGGAGGUCUGAUCUGACUACUUUGUUGAAAAAAACAAUGAUUGAUUUCUUGAUUACGUGAGAUUCUUUGCACUGGGUUGAAUGGGACUUGUGAGUUUGGGACUGGCACCUUACGGGGGCCGCCUGGGACCGUGGGACGAGACGACACAGUGAGGCUACGGCCACAACGUGGUUUAGAAGCCGAGCAGACACGGUGGACGUGAUUGGACUUUGGUGGACUGGAUGUUUCCCGUCUGACCCGCCGGGUCCUCCCGGGACAGGCCUGGACUUUGGGAAAACCCAGUUGACCCCAAUCAAAUCACUCCCGCCUCACUCGGCUGCAUCUUCACAGCCUGUGUUUUUCCCUCCACUCUGACCAGCGUUUAUGUGAUGAUUAUUCAGCCUUUGCCUGCUGCUAAUGUGAGAAAAAAAAGAGCUGGGCUGGGAUUGAGGGGAAAACCCAAUUCCAAGCGCCAAAACGGGGAUUAGUGCUGCUGUUUAAUCUGGGACAGACUGGUGCCGUUGCUCACUGGCGUUUUCUACUGUGUCCCCUUUCUUCCCCUGCCUGCCCAGCCCUCCCUCUUCCCUCCGUCCAUCCAUCACUCUAUCUUAGAUGGUCCUUUUAUACGUUUCGAAACCGAAUGGAUUCCCUCCCCUCUUCUCCACUAACAGCACAGCGAUAAUCCUUUGCGGAUUUAAACAGAACAGCGGAAGCUACAAUGACGUGGAUGUGCGUUUUUUUCGUGCGAGCGUCCUCACACACACGUUCACGUACGCACAUGCACACAGCUCAACAAACAGAACCUCGUUCUAGGGUAGUGGCCUCACACGUGGAGGGGCAGACUGAACCAGACCGGACGCCAAGCAUCCCCAGGGAGGCAGAGACGGGCCCAGAGACCCAGGUGAUGUACCGCAGAGAGCCGCCCAGCACAGGGAGGCUUCAGUCGCACACUGUCUGGGAGUGUGGCUGUCCUUACUGAGGACCGCAUCCUCCUGCUGUUUAAGCCUAUAGGAUCUCUAGGAUAGGAUUAUAACCUUGGGAGGAUCUCUGCGUCUUUGAGGUGAAGUAGGUCUUUAGCCUCGACGAGAAGGGGGCUGAGAAGGUCAAGUACCGCACAUUCUGACCUGCUGUCUUGCUAUUUUACUAAAGUGUUAAACUCGCCGUUUUAAUCAAUUGUUUUAAGUCUGUUUACCUCCUUAAGCAUCUUUAGCGGGAGCUAAUGGGGGCGGGAAUGGGGUGCCGUUUUUAUCUGAAUGCUCUCAUGGUCUGAGUCUGAUUGCUUACCUUGCACAGAAUACUGUGAGGAAUCACAACACAUGAAGGUGGUGGCUUACUGUAUUAGUCAAUUAAAUCAGAAAUUCA